Macrosiphum euphorbiae (potato aphid) is the source of this 1962-nucleotide messenger RNA. Lineage: Eukaryota; Metazoa; Arthropoda; Insecta; Hemiptera; Aphididae. The record is from the annotation of a GenBank genome assembly.
AUGGAAAAGGAAUUACCUAAUGUCCCAAACAUAGAGAACGAUGACAGUGAGCAUUACAAAUUGAUUAGAGUCCAACCUGAAACAACAAAUAAGAAGUUUAAAUUGAUCAUAGUGGGUCACUCAAAUGUUGGGAAAACUACUAUAAUUAAUCAUUUCUGCAGUGGUGUAUACCAAGAUACUAUACCAACCACAGGUAUUGACUUUCAAGAAAUAUUUGUCAGAUUUGGGAACGAAACCAUCCACUUAAAUAUUGGGAUCGCAGGUGGGACAGAAAAGCAACGCUCUUUAGCUCAUUCAUACUAUAGUGGAGCUCAUGGUGUAUUUAUUGUCUAUGAUAUUACAGAUUUAAAUUCUUCAUUUGAACUAGAUGGUUGGAUAAAGGAUGUUGAAAAUUUUUCUGAUACAGAUGCAGUGAAAAUUUUGAUUGGUAAUAAAUGUGACGAUAUAAUAAACAGAGAGAUUUCAAUUGAAGAAGGACGGGAAAUAGCAGAAGUGUAUGGAAUUUCAUUUUUUGAAGUGUCUUCCAAAAGCAAUAUAAACAUAGACAAAUUGCUCUAUACAAUGAUAUCUGACUGUAUUAAAAAAGAGUUAAAGGAUAUAAAUGUCACAAACAAACCAAAUACAAUACCAAUGCAGUGCCCUAUAAUUGAAAAUGAAUUACCUGAUACAACUGAUACACCUUACUACAAAAUUAUAAAGAUUAAACCAGAAACGACAGUUCAGAAGUAUAAACUGGUCAUAGUUGGUCACUCAAAUGUUGGAAAAAGUUCUUUAAUUCAUCGUUUAUGCAAAGGUGUAUAUUCAGACAAUAUGUCUGACACUUCAGGUAUGGACUUUCAUAAAAUAUUUGUCAGUUUGAAGAAUAAAGCCAUCGAAAUAAAUAUUUGGGACACAGCUGGGACAGAAAAGUUUCGCUCUUUAUCUCAACAAUACUGUAGAAGAGCCCAUGGUAUAUUUAUUGUUUAUGAUAUUACAAAUUUAAGUUCUUCGUUUAAACUAGAUAGUUGGAUAAAAGAUGUUGAAAAUUAUUCUGAUUUAAAUGCAGUGAAAAUUUUGAUUGGUAGUAAAUGUGACGAUAAAUCAAACAGAGCGAUCUCAAUCGAAGAAGGACAGAAAAUAGCAGAACAGUUCAGAAUUCCAUUUUUUGAAGUGUCUUCCAAAACCAAUGUGAAUAUAGAAAAAUUAUUUUAUACAAUGAUUUCAAAAAUAUAUACAUCGGAACAAACAAAAAAUGAAGACUUGCUAAAAUUAUUAAAGGAUAUAAAUGUCACAAACAAACCAAAUACAAUACCAAUGCAGUGCCCUAUAAUUGAAAAUGAAUUACCUGAUACAACUGAUACACCUUACUACAAAAUUAUAAAGAUUAAACCAGAAACGACAGUUCAGAAGUAUAAACUGAUCAUAGUUGGUCACUCAAAUGUUGGAAAAAGUUCUUUAAUUCAUCGUUUAUGCAAAGGUGUAUAUUCAGACAAUAUGUCUGACACUUCAGGUAUGGACUUUCAUAAAAUAUUUGUCAGUUUGAAGAAUAAAGCCAUCGAAAUAAAUAUUUGGGACACAGCUGGGACAGAAAAGUUUCGCUCUUUAUCUCAACAAUACUAUAGAGGAGCCCAUGGUAUAUUUAUUGUUUAUGAUAUUACAAAUUUAAGUUCUUCGUUUAAACUAGAUAGUUGGAUAAAAGAUGUUGAAAAUUAUUCUGAUUUAAAUGCAGUGAAAAUUUUGAUUGGUAGUAAAUGUGACGAUAAAUCAAACAGAGCGAUCUCAAUCGAAGAAGGACAGAAAAUAGCAGAACAGUUCAGAAUUCCAUUUUUUGAAGUGUCUUCCAAAACCAAUGUGAAUAUAGAAAAAUUAUUUUAUACAAUGAUUUCAAAAAUAUAUACAUCGGAACAAACAAAAAAUGAAGACUUGCUAAAAUUAGUGGACAGCCCCACACCUCAAGAAUCUCCAGGAGGUUGUAGUUGUUAA